AUGAGAAAUCUUACUUUGACAAACCUCUAUAUAACUCUUAUGGUAUUUGCCAUCUUUGUGAAAAACGGCUUUAAUGUUAAUGCCUCAACUAUCGAAGCAACAUUACAAAGAAAUAUUCACGAUAAAGAAUUAAUAGCUCGACAACAACCCGAAACAAUAUCUUGUAGUGAAAAAUUCGAUGACAUCCGUAAAUCCACUGCUGCGGAUGUUGGGAUACCUGAAAAUACAAUUAUUACAAAACUAACUAUGGAAUGCAACAGUAAAUUAGUAAGAGCUAGUGUUAAUAGUUACGGAUUACGGAAAUAUAUUGACAACCGGUUUGUUGAUAUUAAAGGUGUUACUAUGAAACCAUUAGAAGACACAGCAAUUCCUAAAAAUAUAGGAUGGUUUAUUAUUGGAAGAUAUUUACUCAGUGCAGAUCCUUCUGAAUGUCUUAAUGCUCCCCAAGAAGGAUUGUAUGUUUCAGCUCAUCUAUGUGUGAGUGUCAGUGAGCCAGGUUAUGAAGAAUCGUAUGAUGUACCAUGUACAACUGAACAAAAUUUUAUACAAGGUUGUCCUCCUAACUCUAAAAAACCUGACUCCGAAGACCCUGAUUCUGAAAACCCUGAUUCUGAAAACCCUGAUUCUGAAAACCCUGACGCUGAAGAUCUUUUUCCUUGUUACAACAAUACCUCUUCUACCAUUUCCUCUAGCACCACCACCUCUUCCCCUAGUACUACCUCUUCCCCUCUAUAUUGCACUCCUACUAAAUUAAAUUCUUCCUCCUCUCCCUUUUCUCCUUCCUCUUUUCUCGCUUUCUUUCCUUUUGUCUUUUCUUUUAUCUCUUUUUUCCUAUUGUGA
This is a messenger RNA of Ambispora gerdemannii, 840 nucleotides long. NCBI's taxonomy places the organism in Eukaryota, Fungi, Glomeromycota, Glomeromycetes, Archaeosporales, Ambisporaceae. The record is from the annotation of a GenBank genome assembly.